AUGUCGGAGGUGAUCAAAGCCGCGAAGAGUAUCGACAACAUUGACAUGCCGGAAGGAUUUCUGCAAGACAUGAUUGCGAGCGCCAAGGGUAUGGCAUCGUACGCGCCAAGUAUGAAGGCGGACUAUGAUGCCAACCGACCCAUGGAGAUCGAGGCCAUCUACGCGAACGUCCUGCGAGAAGCGCAAAGGGCGGGGUGUAGACUGCCAGAGAUUAUGAGAGUAUACGAAGGUUUGUGCGCACUCGAGAAUAAGCCGGCGGAACAGGUGGAAUAA
Messenger RNA from Sphaeroforma arctica JP610, 273 nucleotides. RefSeq lists its product as hypothetical. Gene Ontology annotation, molecular function: oxidoreductase activity. The transcript has a single exon. NCBI's taxonomy places the organism in Eukaryota, Ichthyosporea, Ichthyophonida. Bases 1 to 273 code for a protein of 90 amino acids. The record is from RefSeq and is a predicted model, not a curated record. Gene Ontology annotation, cellular component: cytoplasm.